UGUUUGCAAAGUAAUUUGCCUCUUCCUUGGCCAAUGAGAACCAGAUCACUUUUCCACCAAACCACCCUUUUCACGAUUUGCAGAGGGGCUAGCUUCUCCAAAUGUCACUGCUACGGGAUCAGAGGCAGACUUAGAUAUCUGCUCGAUACUUUACUUCGAAACGUUGUUUUAUAAGCUAUCAGGACGGAUGAAGACUGAAGGAUCUAUACGGAUUUGGGCACAUAAUGUUGGGAUGGAGUUGGAAGACUUUGGCUCAAGGAAAGACUAGAAUAUAUUCUCCAAACUUUUACCCGGUGGAUGCGCUAGUAUUCUAUCUUGGAUUAUUGUCGCUUUUGCUGAACUCGCACAGUUUCUCUCUUGCUUCGCUCUGUGCUUUGUUUUCUUGUUUGGACUAUGGCCUCGGAUCCCAGAGUCCCAGGGGCCGGUGUUUUUGGAGAUUUACCCCCAAGUUAUACGCGUUCUCCGCCGCAAGUAAACUCAGAUCUUCUCCGGAGACCCAGUUACUGCCACGCUGCUUUCGCAUUAAAACAGAUUUCUAAGGGGAAGGCUGUGGGUCAGAAAGCCCCGUUGUGGAUUCGGGCGCGGUUCCAGGCUCUUCUCUUUUCUUUGGGCUGUCACAUCCAGCGACAUUGUGGAAAAGUCCUUUUCAUUGGACUGCUUGUGUUCGGUGCCUUGUCUGUGGGUUUGCGGGUCGCUGCCAUUGAGACGGACAUUGAGCAACUAUGGGUGGAAGCAGGUAGCCGAGUGAGUCGGGAGCUGCGCUACACCAAGGAGAAGCAGGGAGAGGAGUCUGUGUUCACGUCGCAGAUGCUCAUACAAACCCCCAAACAGGAAGGAACUAACAUUCUGACCCAGGAUGCUUUGCUGCUUCACCUGGAGGCAGCGCUCUCGGCCAGCAAGGUCCAGGUGUCUCUGUUUGGAAAAUCAUGGGACCUUAAUAAAAUCUGCUACAAAUCUGGAGUCCCUAUCAUAGAAAAUGUAAUGAUUGAAAGGAUGAUUGACAAGCUGUUCCCCUGUAUGAUUGUUACCCCACUGGACUGUUUCUGGGAAGGUGCAAAGCUCCAGGGGGGGUCAGCAUACUUACCGGGGAUGCCUGACAUCCAGUGGAUGAACCUGGACCCUCUGAAGCUGAUGGAGGAGCUCAGCCAGUUCACCAGUCUGGAGGGCUUCAGGGAGAUGCUGGACAAGGCCCAGGUGGGCCACGCCUACAUGAACCGCCCCUGCCUGGACCCCAACGACUCCGACUGCCCCCUCAGCGCCCCCAACAAGGACUUGAGAGAGAGUCCUGACAUUGCUGGGCGUCUCCAAGGCGGUUGCCACGGCUUCUCCAAAAAGUUCAUGCACUGGCAGGAGGAGCUGAUCCUGGGCGGUCGGGUCAAGGACACCCAGAAUGCUUUGCAGAGUGCGGAGGCACUCCAGACCAUGUUUCUCCUGAUGAGCCCCAAGCAGCUCUACGAGCACUUUAAGGAUGACUAUGAGAUCCAUGACAUCAACUGGAACGAGGACAAGGCCACCGCCAUCCUGGAGUCCUGGCAGAGGAAGUUUGUGGAGGUGGCUCAUGGCAGUAUCCCCCAGAACUCCACUUCAGAGAUCCACGCCUUCUCCACCACCACCCUCAACGACAUCAUGAAGUCCUUCUCUGAUGUCAGUGUCAUCCGGGUGGCUGGAGGCUACCUGCUCAUGCUGGCCUACGCCUGUGUGACCAUGCUCCGUUGGGACUGUGCCAAGUCUCAGGGGGCUGUGGGGCUGGCUGGUGUGCUCCUGGUAGCUCUGUCUGUGGCAGCUGGCCUGGGGCUGUGCUCUCUGCUGGGCCUGUCCUUUAACGCUGCCACCACACAGGUACUCCCCUUCCUGGCUCUGGGGAUCGGUGUGGAUGACAUGUUCCUUCUGGCCCACUCCUUCACUGAGACUGGCAUCAACAUCCCCUUUAAGGAGAGGACAGGGGACUGCCUGAGGAGGACUGGCACCAGCGUGGCACUCACCUCCAUCAACAACAUGAUUGCCUUCUUCAUGGCAGCCCUGGUCCCCAUCCCAGCACUGCGCGCCUUCUCUCUGCAGGCGGCCAUUAUUGUGGUGUUCAACUUCGCCAUGGUGCUUCUCAUCUUCCCGGCCAUCCUGAGUUUGGACCUGCACCGUCGGGAGGAUAAGCGUCUGGACAUCCUGUGUUGUUUCUACAGCCCCUGCUCCUCCCGGGUCAUCCAAAUCCAACCCCAGGAGUUCUCCGAUGCCAACGACAACACCACCCACAGUCAUGCGCCUGGCGCCCAGACUACUACGAGCUACACCGGCUCCACCAUCACCACCAGUACCCAGAUCACUACCACCGUCCAGGCCUUCACCCAGUGUGACGCGGCGGGCCAGCACAUAGUCACCAUCCUGCCCCCCACCUCCCAGAUCUCCACCAGCCCUCCCUCUGUGGUGGUGGCCUCCUCCCCCACCGACCCCUACGGCUCCCAGCUUUUCACCCCCUCCAGCUCCACCCGGGAUCUCCUGGCCCAGAUGGACGAGUCCAAGGAGGCCAGGGAGUGUGUUCCUCUCCCCUUCUUCCGCUGGAACCUGUCAAGCUUCGCCCGGGACAAGUACGCUCCUCUCCUCCUAAAGCCAGAGAGCAAGGUGGUGGUUGUGGUCCUCUUCGUGACUCUGCUGGGGCUCAGCCUCUACGGAACCACCAUGGUCCACGACGGACUCUACCUGACAGACAUUGUGCCCCGCGACACCAAGGAGUACGACUUCAUCAAUGCCCAGUUCAAAUACUUCUCUUUCUACAACAUGUACCUGGUGACCAUGGAUGGCUUUGACUACCCCCGAUCCCAGCAUCUCCUCAUCCAGCUGCACAACUCCUUCACCUCGGUCAAGUACGUGGUGAGGGACAGCGACCAGCAGCUGCCCCGGAUGUGGCUGCACUAUUUUCAGGACUGGCUAAGAGGACUGCAGGCUGCCUUCGAUUCAGACUGGGAGGCAGGCAGGAUCACCUGGGAUAACUACCGUAACGGCACCGAGGAUGGUGUUCUGGCCUACAAGCUGCUCAUCCAGACCGGCUCCAAGAAGGACCCCUUCAACUACAACCAGCUGACUUCUCGUCGUCUGGUGGAUGAGGACGGUCUAAUUCACCCGGAGGUCUUCUAUAUCUACCUGACUGUGUGGGUGAGCAACGACCCUCUGGGCUACGCUGCCUCUCAGGGUAACUUCUACCCUCACCCCCGUGAGUGGAUCCACGACAAGUACGAUACCACCGGAGAGAACCUGCGCAUCCCUGCUGCAGAGCCCCUGGAGUUUGCCCAGUUCCCCUUCUACCUGAACGGCCUGAGGCAGGCGUCCGACUUCAUCGAGGGUAUUGAGAGCGUGCGCGCCAUCUGCGAGGAGUUCACCCGUAAAGGCGUGCGCAACUACCCCAACGGGUACCCCUUCCUGUUCUGGGAGCAGUACAUCGGCCUGCGACACUGGUUCCUCCUGGCGGUCAGCGUGGUGCUAGCCUGCACCUUCCUCGUCUGUGCCAUCCUCCUGCUCAACCCCUGGACCGCUGGCAUCAUUGUCUUCAUCCUGGCUAUGAUGACGGUGGAGCUCUUCGGUAUUAUGGGCCUGAUAGGCAUCAAGCUCAGUGCCAUCCCAGUGGUCAUCCUCAUCGCCUCUGUAGGCAUCGGUGUCGAAUUCACCGUCCAUAUCGCACUGGCCUUUCUGACGGCCGUAGGGAAUAGGAACAGGCGUUCUGCGGUGGCCCUGGAGCACAUGUUUGCCCCUGUGAUUGACGGGGCCAUCUCUACUUUGCUGGGCGUCCUCAUGCUGGCUGGCUCCGAGUUUGACUUCAUCCUGAGGUACUUCUUUGCGGUGCUGGCUAUCCUGACUGUGCUGGGGAUCCUGAAUGGACUGGUGCUGCUACCCGUGCUGCUCUCCCUCAUGGGCCCACCCCCGGAGGUCACCCCGUCCGACAACGGCAGCUGCCUGCCCACCCUGUCGCCAGAGUCCCUCCCCCCUCCCAUGACCCACCACGGCUACUACGCGGGACACGGCCCACUCGGCCCCCGACAACAGGCCUUCUCAGAGUCCUCCGAGUCAGAGUACUACUCUGAGACGACUACCACGUCAGGGAUAGGAGAGGAGGAGUACAAGUACUGUGACCGCAGUCCUUACAUCACACCUCCUACUUCCCAUAUACUACUGGAGGCCAGCAAGAACCCCAGCUUCCCCAAGCUCACGGUGGUGAAACCGUUCAAAGGGAACCAAUCUGUAACUGCUCAGAAAGAACUUUUAAAUGAAUCUUCUCCGAAUGCGGUGAACUCCGUCAGCUCUCAACUCAUGCAGUGGGAUAACAAACAUGAUUACAAUUCUGACCAGGGACCCAGGAGGCAACAUUUACCCAGUGACAGGACCCACGGUCCUGGGAGGACUAAUCACUGUGGUCCCAGGUCUCAGACACACAAAGGGCCUCAUCAGAACAGGACUAAGAUGCCGGCCUGUAAUGUCGGUAUCAUGCCCAGUAGUGCUGUUACUACCAUGGUUACGGCCACGGCCUCGGUGACUGUGGCGGUGCACCCCAGCUUGCCGGGGGCCUACCAGGGUUACAUGCAUGAGGGCUACGAGGACAGUGAAUCAGACUGUUUUGAGGACACUAAGAGGACUUCACAAUCUUGUGGGAAAGCUCCCCAAUCUUCCAAGCGUGAAUCCUUAGAGCUUCAAGACCUGGAAUCUGUACAGAACCACUAUCAGGCGAACCAGGCACAAGGUGGCCCAUGGAUCCAGGCAGCCAAAGAUUGCUAGACACCCUGCUACCCCACGCUUCCCCUAUGUCUGGAAUCCUUCUCUGGCUGCCCCCGAUACCCAGCCCUUUCUCUUUGAUCUGUACAUAGACCUCACACAGACAAGAGGAUUUAUUUGUAAAGAUAUUAAAAAAAGGUAUUGUUUUAA
Messenger RNA from Coregonus clupeaformis (lake whitefish), 4902 nucleotides. Its product is annotated as protein patched homolog 1-like. The record is from RefSeq and is a predicted model, not a curated record. Gene Ontology annotation, cellular component: plasma membrane. NCBI's taxonomy places the organism in Eukaryota, Metazoa, Chordata, Actinopteri, Salmoniformes, Salmonidae. The transcript has 20 exons. Gene Ontology annotation, molecular function: smoothened binding; hedgehog family protein binding; hedgehog receptor activity. Gene Ontology annotation, biological process: smoothened signaling pathway. The coding region runs from base 394 to 4755 and encodes 1453 amino acids.